CUCUCUCUCUCUCUCUCUAACCUCCCCAUGAAAAAACCACAAAUUAAGCCUUCCUCCACGCAAUUCUCACUCUAAACAACAAAACCCAUCUCGUCAUUUUGGAGAAAACAAAGCCAGAAAAAACCAGUAACCAUGAUCACUGGCAAGGACAUAUACGAUGUUUUUGCAGCCAUAGUCCCUUUAUACGUGGCUAUGAUCUUAGCCUACGGUUCCGUCCGGUGGUGGAAAAUCUUCACCCCGGACCAAUGCUCCGGCAUAAACCGCUUCGUGGCCGUUUUCGCCGUCCCAUUGCUCUCCUUCCACUUCAUCUCCUCCAACGACCCUUACGCCAUGAACUACCAGUUUAUCCUCGCCGACUCCCUCCAAAAAGUCGUCAUCCUGGUCGCCCUCUUCCUUUGGCAAGCCUUCUCCAAACGCGGCAACCUAGAGUGGAUGAUCACACUCUUCUCCCUCUCCACCCUCCCCAACACCCUCGUCAUGGGCAUCCCGCUGCUCAAAGCCAUGUACGGCGACUUCUCCGGCACCUUGAUGGUUCAGAUUGUUGUUUUGCAGAGCGUGAUCUGGUACACUCUCAUGCUCUUCAUGUUCGAGUACCGCGGCGCCAAGCUCCUGAUCUCCGAGCAGUUCCCGGAGACUGCAGCUUCGAUCACGUCGUUCAGAGUUGACUCUGACGUCGUUUCACUCAACGGCCGAGAGCCGCUGCAAACCGACGCUGAGAUCGGCGACGAUGGGAAGCUUCACGUGGUAGUGAAGCGGUCCAAUGCUUCGUCUAUGGUCUCGUCUUUCAACAAGUCGCACGGGUUGAACUCGCUGACUUCGAUGACCCCACGGGCUUCUAAUCUCACGGGAGUCGAGAUUUACUCGGUGCAGUCCUCCCGUGAGCCGACUCCGCGGGCGUCCAGCUUCAACCAAACGGAUUUUUACGCCAUGUUUAAUGCCAGCAAGGCGCCUAGCCCCAAGCACGGCUACACAAACAGUUUCCAAGGCGGAUUUGGAGAUGUUUAUUCGGUGCAGUCUUCGAAAGGAGUGACGCCGAGGACUUCAAAUUUUGAUGAGGAGGCGUUGAAGAUGACUACUAGUAAUAAGAAGAGGGGGGCGAGGAGUAUGAGCGGUGAGAUCUUCAAUGGUGGUAUGGUCUCUUCGUACCCUCCGCCGAACCCGAUGUUUUCCGGGUCUACCAGUGGUGGGCCGAAGAAGAAAGAUAGUGGAGGUGGCGGUGGAGGAGGUGGUGGUAGUGGUGGGGCAGCGCCUAAUAAAGAGCUUCACAUGUUUGUUUGGAGUUCGAGUGCAUCGCCAGCUUCUGAAGGGAAUCUUAGACAUGCAGUAAAUCGAGCUGCUUCCACUGACUUUGGGGUAAUUGAUCCUUCCAAGGCUGCAGCUCUUCAUCAACAUGAAACUGCUGCUUCAAAAGGUAUGCAUGAGUUAAUUGAGAAUAUGAGUCCUGGGAGGAAAAUGAGUGGAGAUAGGGAGCUUGAGACAGAAGAAGGAUCCAAGUUUCCACCAAGUGCUUCGCCGUACAGUAGUUGCCAGAAGAAGGUGGACAUGGAAGGAGGUGUAGCCAAGAAGCACCAAAUGCCUCCUGCCAGUGUCAUGACUAGACUUAUACUCAUUAUGGUCUGGAGAAAGCUCAUUAGAAACCCCAACACCUACUCCAGCCUUCUUGGCGUGGCCUGGUCUCUCAUAUCAUACAAGUGGCACAUCAAAAUGCCAACAAUUGUAAGUGGAUCUAUAUCAAUCUUAUCUGAUGCUGGCUUGGGAAUGGCUAUGUUCAGUCUCGGAUUAUUCAUGGCUUUACAACCAAAGAUCAUAGCUUGUGGAAAAUCUGUUGCAACAUUUGCAAUGGCUGUUAGGUUUUUAACAGGCCCAGCAGUGAUUGCUGCAACCUCUAUUGCUGUUGGUCUUCGGGGAGUUCUUUUACAUGUUGCAAUAGUUCAGGCUGCUCUUCCUCAAGGCAUUGUUCCUUUUGUAUUUGCCAAGGAAUACAAUGUCCACGCAGACAUACUUAGCACUGCGGUCAUUUUUGGAAUGCUGGUUGCCUUGCCCAUAACAAUUCUCUAUUAUUUUCUUCUUGGGCUCUAGUUUCUGUAUUUCCGAGUCAUGCUUCGGUGGAUGAUCAAUGCAUGCCAUUGAAUUCAGUGUUCAACAAAAUAUUUAAUUUUGCUCCUUCAUGUUAGUAUUAUAUUAUUUUGUUAUCUUACUGAUUAGAUAGAAAUUAAGCAAUAGAUUAGAGCUUAGAAAUCUAGAGAACGAUUUUUUAUUUUUUAUUUUUAACUUUCUUUUUUCUUCUUUA
Molecule: messenger RNA, 2290 nt
Organism: Prunus mume (Japanese apricot)
Lineage: Eukaryota; Viridiplantae; Streptophyta; Magnoliopsida; Rosales; Rosaceae
Gene: EIR1
Product: Auxin efflux carrier family protein
Biological process (GO): auxin polar transport; auxin export across the plasma membrane
Cellular component (GO): plasma membrane; endoplasmic reticulum
Molecular function (GO): auxin efflux transmembrane transporter activity
Source: RefSeq, a predicted model, not a curated record